ACAUGAAAUCGGCGCUAACGAAGAAGAGAGAAAGUGGUGGUACUCUGUGAAUCGCCACUACUGACGCACACAGAGCACGACAACAUUCUUUGUCUUUGUUUCGAGUUUAAUCGAACUAAAGUUGGUCUUUUUACAUCGCUGGUUUAAGAACAUGCCGAAAGAGGAGAGUUCGAAAGUCACUCGAAGAAGCACUAGGUCAUCAGCUUCUGCAACUGUUGAGAACCCAGAACCUAUUGAAUCCCACCCACCAACCAUUGAUGAUCUCACAUUUGGGGAUGAAUCAAUCACUUUGGAUGCUGUUCUAUCUGAUUUUCCUGGCAGACGCUCUCAGAUUUUCGACUUUAUUCGACUUAUGGGCCCGUUGGAUUGCCCUACUCUUCCAAUAAUGAUCUAUGGAGGCGCUUCUACUGGAAAAACCAGUGUUGUUCUUCAGGUGCUCAGGCAUCUCAAUCGCCCCUUUGUUUAUUCAAGCUGUCGUACAUGUUACAAUCCGCGUAUCUUGUUUGAGUCGAUCCUGAAUCAGUUGUUGCUACAUAGGAAAUGUUCUUCAAACGGGUAUUCUAGUGCGAAACGAUGUGACAAGCCAUCUGAUUUUGUCAACUUGGUUCGUGAAGCCCUUAGUAAUGUGAUAAAGACUCUCGAGUCUGCUUCCGGAACCUCAAGACUAAAUAAGCCAGAUGAAAAACCCAUGGGGAAGAUGGUGUACUUAAUACUUGAUAAUGUGGAUCUUAUCAAAGACUGGGACAAAGGGAGUAUGAUUCUUCAGUUUCUUUUCAGUUUGGAUUCUGUUUUGAAGAUGCCUCAACUUGGUAUAGUACUUAUCAGCGGAUUGCCACCAGAUGUGUAUUACUCAAACAUGGGAUACACAGACCCUAUACCUCUUCUUUUCCCUGAGUAUUCUGAAGAGGAUCUUCGUCAAAUUUUCUUGAGAAAUCAAGCUAACCCAAAACUGUACUCUGCAUUCCUCGACGCUGUGUUGAGAUCAUUCUGUAGAGUCACCAGGAGAGUUGAGGAACUUUCCACUACCUUCUCGUCAUUGUUCAGAAAGUAUUGCGAACCGCUUGAUGAUUUAGGGAUUUCACCUAAUGAAGACAUGAAGAGAAGGCUGUAUAGCCAUCUUAAACCGUUUAUAGCUCCUUGUUUAAAUGAUAUAUUCAGGGUCUCCACUCACCCUCAUGAUGGUGAAACCAGAGGCGAGAGAAGGCAGAAAGUCAGCUACAGUUCUGAAAACCGUGAAGAACUUAAAAUAUUGGACUUCCAUAUGUCUACUUCAGCAAAGUAUCUUCUUAUUGCGGCAUUUCUUGCUUCGAGAAACCCAGCAACGCUAGACGCGUCGAUGUUUGACUCCACAGGAGGCAUGGAUAAUCGUAAAAGAAAGCGGAAGGCCUCUGAGAAAUCAAUGGAAAAGAAGGAAAUUGCAGAACAGGAAGCAGUCAUGAAAGGACCUGGAAGCUUUCCACUGGAAAGAUUAAUGGCGAUAUUCCAGUGUAUUGCCUCUGUUGGAGAUUCUUCAUUUGGCGAAGAGAACGAAGGAGAAGAAGAAGAAGACGCAACGGGGUACGACAGAGAGAAUAACAAUCUGAUGUCUGAUAUUCUACUGCAAGUGUCAAGUCUUUGUGAUGCAAACUUUUUAAUCAAAAGCGGAAGCUGCCCAUUAGAAGGUUCUAUUAGGUACCGUUCUAUGGUCUCUGAAGAUCUGGCUCUGAAGGUUGCGAAAAGCCUCAGCUUUCCACUAGCCAAAUACUUGUACAGAAGAUAAUGAAAUGUGAAAUUCAAAUGUUUUGGGAGGACGAAACUAACGGUACACUCUUAAUUUAGCUCUUGUAUUGUACUAUGGAUGUAUCCGAAACUUUAUAGUAUUUGUAGCAAUUUCCCACUUAACUAACUCUGUGGUCUGUAAAAUUUGUGUAAACAGUUUUACUAGAGUUUCUAUGGCAAUUGAGUUCGGAAUC
Molecule: messenger RNA, 1952 nt
Organism: Arabidopsis lyrata subsp. lyrata
Lineage: Eukaryota; Viridiplantae; Streptophyta; Magnoliopsida; Brassicales; Brassicaceae
Product: origin of replication complex subunit 5
Exons: 5
Coding region: 152-1759 (535 amino acids)
Biological process (GO): DNA replication initiation; DNA replication
Cellular component (GO): nucleus; nuclear origin of replication recognition complex
Molecular function (GO): DNA replication origin binding
Source: RefSeq, a predicted model, not a curated record